This is a messenger RNA of Amoebophrya sp. A120, 491 nucleotides long. Lineage: Eukaryota; Dinophyceae; Syndiniales; Amoebophryaceae. The record is from the annotation of a GenBank genome assembly.
AUUUUUGCGGGACGAGCGUUGUUUGUACCAAGUACCAAGAUGGCUUUUUUCCAGGACGACCGCUCAGUGCGCUCAGGUGGAGGCGUGAACAGGCACGAAGCGACAUUCUCCGUCUACGUCGAUAACGUCGACCCGGCGAGCCUCGACUUACCCACAGUGACAGAGCUCGCAACUUACAGCUACCCUCCACAGGAGGAACCGAGCUCGGGUUCUACUUAUAGUUCUUCGUUAUCUACUUCCUACCCGUCGCUGCACAAGGAGGACGUCUACACUCCUGCGCACCAGGAGCAGACCCUAUCCCUGAUACCGCCGACGGCGGUCGGCAGGUUCGCGCUGCGGCACGAGGUCGACUUGAACCUGUACCGCAAUUUAGUGCCGCUCUGGAAUGGGGACCACUUCGACCUGUCAGACAAGUUCGAUGCCGUGUGCGGGAUCAAGGAACUAGACAAAGUGAAAUGGGCAACGACCAAGACGACAACGUGUAUUUCUAG